Messenger RNA from Sordaria macrospora k-hell, 1470 nucleotides. RefSeq lists its product as uncharacterized. The record is from RefSeq and is a predicted model, not a curated record. Gene Ontology annotation, molecular function: mannan endo-1,6-alpha-mannosidase activity. Gene Ontology annotation, biological process: carbohydrate catabolic process; fungal-type cell wall biogenesis. NCBI's taxonomy places the organism in Eukaryota, Fungi, Ascomycota, Sordariomycetes, Sordariales, Sordariaceae.
AUGAGGUGGAAUGUUGCGGCCGCUGGCCUGAUGGGCCUGUUCGCCCAGUCUGCGACGGCCAUCAAGAUGGAUAUCGACAAUGACCAAUCGGUAAAGGAUGCCGCCGCCACGAUAGCGUACGGAAUGAUGAGUUACUACACGGGCAACCAAACCGGCGACACACCAGGAAACUUGCCGGACCCUUACUACUGGUGGGAAGCGGGCGCGAUGUUUGGCGCAUUGGUCGACUAUUGGUGGAUCACGGGCGACACAUCCUACGUGGAAGCGACAUCACAAGCCAUCGUACAUCAGGCAUCCGAGACCCGAGAUUUCAUGCCCGCCAACCAGUCCCGAACAUCCUCCAACGACGACGUCGGCUUCUGGACUCUCACGGCCAUGUCGGCGGCCGAGGACGCGUUCCCCGAUCCGCCUGAGGACCAACCGCAAUGGCUGGCGCUCGUCCAGGCCGUUUUCAACCAGAUGGCAUCGCGAUGGGACGACAUAAACUGCGGUGGAGGCCUCAGAUGGGCCAUCAACGACUUUCAGACGGGCAAGGAUUAUAAGAAUUCUAUCUCCAACGGCCUCUUCUUCAACCUCGGCGCGCGCCUCUCGCGCUUCACCGGUAACAGCUCCUACGGCGACUGGGCCACGCGCACCUGGGACUGGGAGCGGUCCAUCAACCUGAUCACGGACGAGUACGACGUCAAGGACGGCGCCCACUUCGACGUGACGACGCACGUGUGCCGCAACGACUCCGGGCCGCACGUCUGGUCCUACAACGUCGGCGUCUUCCUGCAGGGCGCCGCCUUCAUGUACAACGUGACGACGGGCGAGGAGCAAAACACAUGGAAGACGCGCGUGGAUGGCCUGCUGGGUUCCAUCGAGUCCAAGUUCCUCACCAACGACACCAAGAUCAUCAAGGAAUGGUACUGCGAGUCCGGCUUCACCGACCGCGGACACCCGUACCAGUGCAACAUCGACCAGCAGACGUUCAAGGGCUACCUGCUGCGCUGGCUCUCCUCCACUUCCCAAGUCGCACCCUUCACGUACGAGCGCAUCAACCCCUGGAUCCGCUCCACCGCCAUCGCCGCCGCCGCAGUCUGCACGGGGCCCGUCGGCGCCGCCGCCCCGCAGGUCGACAGCGGCGGUAUCCAGCCGGGCUUUAGGGGCAUCGACGGCACCGCGUGCGGGUUCAAGUGGGCGGAGCCAUUCGACGGGUGGUCCGGCGUCGGCGCGCAGAUGAACGCCCUUUCAGCCGUCAUGUACACCCUCACGCACAAGGGGCUGGGCAAGGCGGCCAAGGGCCCCGCUACGGAGAAGCUUGGUGGCACGUCCAAGGGUGACCCGGGAGCUGGCGUGACGGACCCCGCGAGCAGGGGAGGACUGGCGGCGUUGAAGCCGAUAACCACGGCGGAUAGGGUGGGCGCAGGUAUCGUGACGGCGAUUUUGGCUAUUAGUAUUGUGGGCGGGAGCGUCUUUUUGACUAUCUAA